GAAACGCAGUCAGCAGUAGCAGUAAACAGGAGAGGAGCAGAAAGCUAGUCGGCUGCUUAUGAACACACAGGAAACACUACGUGGACUAUUUCAACAGCUACACCUAAAACACAUCCAUUCUCCGCCUCUAACAGAUGCCAUAAAUUAAUUUAGUUUGUCAGCUUUGCGCCUGUCUUUUCUUCGGUCCUGCCGUUUUAGUAGGAACUUUUCUUGGAGCAGAGAGAGGAGAGAAGGAGGCACCAUGCCACGAAGGACUGUUCAAGACGUAACAGUUCAAGAUGUGCAGAAGAGGAGGAAUCCCAGCAAGCAUUAUGUUUACAUCAUCAAGGUGUCCUGGUCUGAUGGCACCACAGAAGUCAUUUUCAGGAGAUACAGUAAAUUCUUCGAUCUGCAGAUGGAGCUUCUGGAUAAGUUCCCUGUGGAAGGAGGGCAGAAGGAUCCAAAGCGAAGAAUCAUCCCCUUUUUACCAGGGAAAAUUCUGUUCAGAAGGAGUCACAUCAGGGACGUGGCCAUGAAGCGCCUGCGGCCCAUAAACGAAUACUGCAGGGCCCUGAUCCAGCUGCCUGUGUAUAUUUCCCAGUGUGAGGAAGUGCGCGUGUUCUUUGAGACGCGUCCCGAGGACCUGAACCCACCCAUAGAGGAACCCAUCGGGAAAAAGAAAUCAGGCAUUGUGGAGAGAGCGGCUUCUUUCCUAAAGCGAGGAGGAGACUCCACUUCAGCUGACCCGCUUCUGCUGGACCAGUAUGUGGCCGUGACGGACUAUGAGAAGCAGGAGAGUUCAGAGAUCAGCCUCCAUGUGGGCCAGGUGGUAGAGGUCAUAGAGAAAAAUGAAUCAGGUUGGUGGUUUGUGAGCUCAGAGGACGCUCAAGGCUGGGUGCCUGCGACCUGCCUGGAGGCUCAGGAUGACCCGGAUGAUUUCUCUCUGCCAGCAGAGGAAGAAGAGAAGUACACAGUGAUCUACCCUUACGCGGCUCGUGAUCAAGACGAAAUCGAUUUGGAGAAGGGCAUGACCGUCGAGGUCAUCCAGAAAAAUUUGGAGGGCUGGUGGAAGAUCAGGUACCAAGGUCGAGAGGGCUGGGCCCCAGCGUCCUAUCUGAAAAAGGCCGACAUCCUGAGCCAGAAAAUGGCCGCUGGAGCUGCGGCUCAUGCCAGCACCAACGACCUGGAGGGAGUCUGCAGGCAGCAGAACGCGAGCAAAGAGAACAAGGAAAACCAGAGAGAGCGCUUUGCUCCAUUUUCAGACAGCAAGCGCAAAGGUGGGGCGCGACAGAGACCUCCUCCACGCCGCGAUCUAACAAUACCUAGAGGAGUGAACUUGCCCAAGCCUCCAGUGCCUCCACAGGUGGAAGAAGAGUACUACACCAUCGCUGACUUCCAGACAACCAUCCCUGAUGGCAUCAGCUUCCAGGCAGGAGUAAAAGUCGAGGUGAUCGAGAAGAAUUCCAGUGGCUGGUGGUACAUUCAGAUCGAUGAGAAGGAAGGCUGGGCUCCUGUAACUUUCUUGGAUAAAUACAAGAAGACCAGCAGUGCCUCCAGACCUAAUUUCUUAGCCCCGCUGCCUGGAGAGAUGGCUCAGCUGAAGCUGGAGGAUGGUCCACCCAAUAACAGCAGCACAGAAGAUAACUGGUCCAAACCCCUGCCAGACGAGCCCUCCUCUAGUGCUGACUUUGCCACACGUCCCAAACUGAGAGAUUGGAAGUCCAAUGCUGUAAAGAGCACAGGUCCUUUCUCUGGACCUUUACCUCCAGCUCCUUCUGCACCUCCUGCUGAGGAGAAACCAGCGCUGCCACCCCGAAGAGAAUCCAUUAACAAAAGCCUUGAAGUAGAGGAAAAGCCCAAACCAGAUGGUUCCAAACCGCUUCCGCCCAAGCCUCCAGCACCUGGGGUCAUCAUGCCUUUAGUGCCUCCCAAAUCAGCUCCAUUCAAACCGGACAAGCCUCCAGAGCCAAAAAAGGAUGAGAAGAACAAGCCUUUGCACUUGCGCAAUGAGAUGGGUUUGGAGUGUGGCCACAAGGUGUCCGUCAAGGAGGUCAAGAAGUUCAACCUGAAGCCUGUGCCAAAGCAACCCCCAAAGCCCAAGCCUGAGAGCCAAGAAGAGAAGACGGAGUCCAUCAGUCCAGCACCUUUCCUCAAGCCUAAACCAGUCCUAAGGCCCAAACCGGCUCCUCCUGUCAAACCUGAAUCCCAGGCCAAGAGUGAGUUGGACAUUACCAACCUGAGGAGCAAGCUACGUCCAUCUAAACCGCCUGAGCCUAGCCAAGGUUCAGGUGAGUCUAGCCAGCAAAAUGGCACCAACAGUCCUUCAAAUAAUGUUGUUAAUAAUGGCAGACCGAGCGAAGAACAAAAAUGUCCACCUAAGCAGCAGAAUGGCCAUGAUCAGCCAGAGGUUUCUAAACCCCAAAUGCCUGCCCACAAAGAGCCUCCACAGAGACCCAGCGGUGCACCUAGAAGGCCCCCUCCACCAAAAAAGAGCUCGGAGCCAGCCAGCCCCACUGAAACCAAAGCCCCGCCGCAGAAUGACGCUCAGGAAGCCAAGCCCGCAGCCCCUCAGAACAGACCACCACCACCCAAGCCAAAGGCCUUCCAGCCUCCAGCCUUGAAAGACAAGGAGAAGGAAGAGCCCAAGGCUAAAGUGCCUGUGCCGCCAAAACCCCUGAUUAAAGCUGAUAAACCUGGGCCUCCAAGAGACAAACUUCCACCGCUAAUCAAAGAUCCAGCCAAAGAGGAGCUGUUCCUGGCAGUAGCGGACUUUGAAGGAGAUGACCAAACGCCUGGCUUUAAAGAGGGAGCUGUGUUUGAGGUGCUUGAGAAGAACAGCACCGGUUGGUGGUUUUGUAAAAAUGUAAGUGAUGGGUCAAUGUCUGAGGGCUGGAUCCCUUCCAAUUAUCUGACCAAAAAACACUAGGUACUCGUAGACCCCUUGUGUUUUUUUUUGUUUUUUUUUUAAACCUAUCUGUAUCUAUUUAAUUAGUCUUAUUUAUGGGUACCUUUUAGUCGAAGUCUCUUGUUACAUUCCAUUCUUUCGCAAGUUCAGACAGAUCAAAAUUCAUUUGUUUGCGCUUGCUAGUUUUUGACUGUCCCCUUGGGGACGUGGGUGGAAUAUACGUGUGGCGCCGAGACACUUCUUUGGGAGAAAACGCUGAAUGUCUCACAUUCCUAACCCAUUAGUUCUAUGCAUGUUAACCAAGCUCAUACUAUUUUUAUAUUUAGUGCUAUAUAAAAAACUAGCAAUAUAUUAAUUAAGACUUCUUGCAGCCUCCAAUGCUAAUGUGCCUCAAUAUAAAAUGCAGUUCUCCAAGCCUAUUUACAGCAUAUGCAUAUUAGUGAAACGUCUCCAAAUCAAAGCUCAACCUACUCAAAAAGCAGUGAAGGUAUCUGAAUAGUAAUAGAGAUAGAGUUGAUGCGCUUGAGCCUCAAAAAAAAAAUGAAUCACAAGCCAAAUCAGCCUUUAAAGUCACAAAGGACACAUCAGCUUGGUAGUGCUUAUUAAUCUUUCGAUGGGAGAAAUUAGCUGCUUUGAAGUGCUCAUAUAAUAAUGCAGCAGACCUUUAUAUAAUAACAUUUUGUAAAGUGCUAAUGCUAAUUUUUGUACUGCCUUUUUACAACUUAUUUUGCUUAUUUAUCCACUUUUUAAAGCCAAUUUUGGGUUAUUGCAAUGCUUCAACUUGCACUUUUGUUAGAGAUGAAGUUCACAGAUUUCAUCACUGUGGCAUUGAAGAGAAAAGGAGAACAGAACGGAGUGAAAUGAAACAUGAAACGAGGAAAAAAAAAUAAACGGAAAUUAAGAGUCAGUUUAACACAGUGGCAACUGUUUAAAUGUUAAUAAACAAAUGAUCCGAUU
Colossoma macropomum (tambaqui) is the source of this 3841-nucleotide messenger RNA. RefSeq names its product SH3 and PX domains 2B (gene sh3pxd2b). Lineage: Eukaryota; Metazoa; Chordata; Actinopteri; Characiformes; Serrasalmidae. The transcript has 14 exons. Bases 242 to 2905 code for a protein of 887 amino acids. Gene Ontology annotation, molecular function: protein binding; superoxide-generating NADPH oxidase activator activity; phosphatidylinositol binding. Gene Ontology annotation, cellular component: cytoplasm. The record is from RefSeq and is a predicted model, not a curated record. Gene Ontology annotation, biological process: superoxide anion generation.